AUGAACCAUCAUCCCCCUCCUCUGCCGCAUGGGCAGCCUCCCAUGCCCCCUCCGCGGCGGCAGCAUGAGGUGCCAUACUCGUCAGCGCCUCCCAACGUCAGGUCGCCCGGCUACAUGGCCUACCACCACCCUCACCCGCACCCGCACGCACUCGGACACUCACACGGCCAUGCUCACGCCCACGGCCACGGACCAGUGCCCAUGCCGCCGCCGUACGGACCCCAGAACUUCCAGAACUGGUAUCCGUACCAGCAGAUGCCUCCUCACCCUCCUCCAAUGCAGCCAUACCCGCAGUACAAUGCCCCGUUGAUUGUUUGCUCAUACCCUCGGCCUCAACCUCCGAACCACGCGCCACCUCCACCACACAUGUCUCCAGCCCUCCGGACGCAGUCCAGCACCCCCAUUACAUCUCACCCGUCAGCCUUCUCGCCUACGCCUCCCGUUUCCUUGUCUACGCCGGCAAUCACCGAGCCACAGGAGGACCAGUCCACGCAGUAUCCUUCAACGCGGUCCGGCAGCGAGGUGGGCAGCAAUACCUCGACCAAUGCCUCAACCAACAACAGCGCACGCCCUACACCCCCUCCAAUCACUGCCAGAAGAGCAGAGGCUCGGUCAGGCGUAAGACAGGUAUUCCAACCUCCACUCCCUUGGCUGUCCGUUCCAGAAGCUCCGUUCCCUUCCAAGCCUCCACGACGUCGCCGUAAGAACCGUGUUACUCAACCUUCAUCCCUCGCAGUCGAAUUGCCUUCCAAGGACGAGAACGAAGCCGAAGACACCGAGCCGCAAGUGAACAAUGUUGAAGAGCAACCAUCUAAGCCCGCCUCUGUUCCUCAGCCUGAACCGGAUACCCCAUCUCUACCUCCGGCCACCACCACCACCCAACAAACUCCAGUGCACGCCCGUCAGGCUAGCACUGCAAGGGCAGGUGUUCCGGUCGUCCCCGUGGUCCCGUUGCUUUCCCAAAGCCCGUCAGCCUCUAAACAGUCAAAACCUACUAUUCAGUCUACUCCUGAGAAAGCGGGUACAGCCGAGGCAGCAGCACCACCAGUCAUUGAAAACGGAUGUGCUCCAACCGAGGACGAGUCUCAGCCGCCAGCAUCUUCUGAUACUAAUAGCAAUGAAACCCCGUCUCCAGCGGCUCAACGGGCUGCUCCAAAAUCUUGGGCGGAUCUUGUUCGCUCAAAGGCCGCUGCAAAGCAAGCGGCUGCCGCUUCUCCCCAAGCCGGCGCCUUGGCGCUCACGAGGGGCGAAUCUUUGGCCGAAGCACUCAACAGCUUUGGCUCGAACGUUGAUCAAUAUAGCGAAAAAAUUGCUUUCUUAGAACCUCGUGGCCUUGUAAAUACGGGAAAUAUGUGCUAUAUGAAUUCUAUUCUACAAGUUUUAAUCUUUUGCGUUCCAUUUUAUGAAUUUCUUGAUCAGAUUGGCCGUCGUGCGGCCCAUAGCUUCAAAAGUGACAGUCCUUUAGUGGAUGCUAUGAUUAUGUUUCUACGGGAAUUCAGGGUUAUUGAUGCGGCAUCUUCGGUGGAAAAAUUAAGGCUUCGGUUGAAACAAAACGAAUUGGAGGAGUACGGUGAAUCUUUUAUUCCAGAAUAUGUUUAUCAAGUUAUUCGACAUCUCCCACGUUUUAGGGACAUGAGACGCGGUCAUCAACAAGACGCCCAGGAAUUCCUAGGCUUCCUCCUCGAGGAGCUCCAUGAUGAAUGUCUUCUCGCCACUAAGAACGCCAUGGCGGACAAGUCUGACGUUUCUACUUCUUCUGAUGUGGAUUCUCAAUCCAUUGCAGACGACUCUACUGGUGAUGGGUGGCUGGAGGUUGGCCACAAACAGAAGGCGUCAGUCACCAGAUCAUCGGGGGACAGCUCCGGAGAGUCUCCCAUUACCCGGAUUUUUAGCGGCAAAAUCCGGUCUGAAUUCAGAGUGCCUGGAAACAAAAAUUCAGUAACUCUUGAGCCUUAUCAGUCACUUCAACUUGACAUCGGAUCUCCUCAGGUGAACAACAUCAUCGAUGCGCUUAAGGGUCUUACCAAGCCUGAAACCAUGCACGGAGACUUCCAAUCAUCUCGUGGGCCCAAAGUCAAUGCUACCAAGCAAGUCUUCAUUGAAAAGCUACCCCCAGUCCUCAUCCUUCACCUCAAGCGUUUCCAGUAUGAUAAUGUCACCAAUGGCACGCAAAAGAUCUGGAAGAAGAUCGGCUACCCACUUGAGCUUGAGAUACCCAAGGAGGUCUUCCCCCCACAUCGUCGCAAUGCGCUUUCUGCCCAAAAUGGUAGCCUCCCUAAGUACCGCCUCAUUGGAGUUAUCUAUCACCACGGCAAGAGCGCAAGUGGGGGACACUACACCGUUGAAGUGCGCCGACAGGAUGGACGUGAAUGGGUCCGUUUUGACGACACCUACAUCCGUCGUGUACGAAGUGAAGAAGUAGCUUUUGGCGGCAGCGAGGAGGAUCCAAAACUGCUCUCUGCCGCGCUCGAACGCCACAACAACUCUACCGACCAAAUUUCCAGCAAUAACAUCUACGACCAAUUUGACGCUGACGAGCACGACCACCCGGAUAACGGGAGAGGUUGGAGCCAAGUUAACGGCUCUGGCUCGGGCAGCCACUCUAGACAAAAGUCUAUGGCCGCAGCCGCAGCCGCCGCUGCAGCUGCCAGCGGCAACGCCUCGCCUAAGGCCGAUUCCGGAAAAGGCACCCCCACAGCAUCCAGCAGCGCCCGUUUCGGCUCUUCUCGAGAUAACAAAGUUGCGUAUCUCCUGUUUUACCAGCGUAUUCACAGCGCUUAA
Molecule: messenger RNA, 2781 nt
Organism: Nannizzia gypsea CBS 118893
Lineage: Eukaryota; Fungi; Ascomycota; Eurotiomycetes; Onygenales; Arthrodermataceae
Product: ubiquitin carboxyl-terminal hydrolase 10
Exons: 5
Coding region: 1-2781 (926 amino acids)
Biological process (GO): protein deubiquitination
Cellular component (GO): cytosol; nucleus
Molecular function (GO): cysteine-type deubiquitinase activity; cysteine-type endopeptidase activity
Source: RefSeq, a predicted model, not a curated record